AUGGCAGUGAAAGCAAACGCAGGUGCGCUAACAAAUUUCGAAGUUCUUAACUUAAUAAACUCAAAAGGUGCAUCAAAGAUCACUACAAGAGUUAUAGCUGCAAUUGCUAGAUCAGAAUACAAGUCUUUCAGGUAUGAUUAUUUGAAUGAGACUGUUGCUUCCACUCAGACACUAGAGAGCGUUACAACAUUCUCUGACAAGUGCAAAGAUUUCAAACUCGCCAAAGCUGAGAUUCUCAAUAUAAUCAAUAUCCGGCCAUCUGUAGAUUUCAAAGCCUUACUGGAUCUGAUCAUUGAGGAGCCCAAAGAAUGGGGGAUCGAUACAGAUGGAAUACUAGAGCUCGUGCAGGAUUUUCUACCGCCUCUUCCUGUAGUGGAAACUCAAAUGGAAAAAGACCAAGAUGAAACAAACAACGGUGAAGAAUCGUAACAAGCAACUCCAAUUUUUAAUUUUUGAGUUUUUUGUUUUUUUUACAACAAAAAGCUAGUCAACCUAAGCAGAUUUCAAAUCCGUUAGCCACUUCGGGGAAACUGAAUCAACAUAAACCAUAGCGUAAGGCAUAUUCCGAGUACCACGUGCUAGCUUAUCUACCAUUGUGUUUUUUGCCCUUGGGAUAUGUUGGAUAGAGAAAGUUUGAAAAAAAUUCCUUACAUCGCAAGAAUUCUUCCAUAUGUGUAGUAAACGGUCGGCCACUAUGUAGGUGUAGACAUCAUAUUCACCAGUUGAAAACAGUCAAUUGCGAACACCACCUCUGAGAUAUGAAAGGUCUUCAUAUACUUCAUUGGCCAAAUCAGCGUCUCACAUUCAACAUGUAAAGGUGACAGAGUCAUGCGUAUGUUCAUGGCUCCCAUUAUAGUGUUAGUAGAUCAUUCCUUCCUAUAAAACCAACCUUGUCCUCUAAAAAUAUCUUGUUCUUUCCAUGCUUCGUCAAUGUAACACCAAUUGGUGCCAUUUAAAAUUUGAUUCCCAGGUAAUUCCGAAAAGACUGAAUUGAGGAUUUCUUAAUUUGAGCUUCAGCCCACAGAGCACCUUCAAUCUAUGCCUUUCUUAGAAUAUCAUGUGGAUCUGUGGUUUUAUUUUUAUAAUCUUAUCAUUAUGAUUUUUUCAAAUAUACCACAAUAUCCAUGGAAAAUAGCUUAAGUCCGGUUCUUUUGGAGGUUUCCAAAAUAGAUAGUCCAUAUUAGUAAAUAUUGAUGGACUAGGGAAAGUCUAUGGAUGAGAUGAAAUAUUUGAAAUCGUUCAAAUCUGAAGUGCUGGAGGACAUUCAAAGAGAACAUGAUUAAUUGAUUCUUUUUCAGCUCCACAUAUCUGAUAUUGCAUGUCUCAUUUGAUAUCCCGAGAUUGUAGAUUUUUUGUAACCGGUAAGCUACUUGAGAUGAUAUGCCAAACAAAAUGUUGUAAUUUUGGUGAACAUUGUAGCUUCCGCGAAUAUGCUAACAAAGAUUUUGUAUCUAGACCAAAAUAUCCUUGCUGAGAUCCUAAAUCAGGAUAAAGUUUUUCCACACAAUGUUGUGAUUUAACAGUAUACCCACCAUCAUACAAGAAAUAUGAGUAUUGGUAGCGGUUCGCGGUAGUACGAAAUCAUCAACUACUACUGAAAAUGCCAAAAUCGGAUUACAACUCUAUUAUAGCAUUAAAUUCACGCCAGGAAAGCAAAAUCAGGUUCGUAGCCAGAAUGUCAUUUUGGAAGCAAAAUUUCACAUUGGCACCCAAAAACUGAGUUUUGGUAGAAAUGGUUUUUUGUUUUCCAAAACGUUUCCGUUUUACAAAGAAAAAAAAAUCAUUAUCUCUAUCUUCUCCUUCAUUGUUUACUUGAAUUGAUCUAUCCAUUCCAUUCCAAUUGAAGAAACACAUAUGGAUUGGCCUUGUUCAAAGUCAAACUCAGAACCCUAAUCCGUCAAGCCGCCGUAGAUUCUUUUUCUUCGUCUUUCCCGGACUCCAUCCAUGGUGAAUUGGCUCCUUCGCCUUCUCUUCCCUUCGUUUUAUCAAUUUAAAUUGCACAUAAACUAAAAUUCUAGAGGUCAUCGACUUAGAUCUGCGAAACAACAAUCUCUAAGAAACAGAAGAUGAAUCCUCGGACAAGUAUGGCUCAGCGUGAAGACAUCAUUAGAAGAACUGUCUGAUAUUGACGAACAUGUCACCGAGGAGCAGCUUGAUAGUUUGUUCAUCGGCUUUGGGAAGGUCUAAGUCUCUUCUACAAGUUCAUCUUUGUUUGUUUGUGGUGUCUUCUUUGUCAUGACUGCUUUUGGUUUUUGACUUUUUCAUCACAUUCGAGCUCUGUCACCGCCAAUCUAAGAACAGAUAUGGCGUUGUGGCAAAUGCUUGGAUGGUCAGAAGGAGAAAUGAGCUCUGAUACAAAGCCAUGUUUAAGGCUAUAUAUAGAGAUAGACUGCUGCUUGCUGUUUUCACUGUUGGUAGAGCUCUUUGGUCAUGGGUUUUAUGCAGAUUUCACUAUGGCAAUAAGGAUAACAAUACCCGGGGCCUGACAAUACCAGCCUAAAAAUCUGAAGCUUCACUCCCUUAAACUAUCAAUUGGUAUCAUAGACAGAGCAUUGCAUAUGCUUCAUCGGCCUGUGAUACAUAGGAGAUAUGGAGAUUAGUUGAGAAAGUGAUGGUGAGCACUAUAGCCAUAACAUUCCUCGUUCUAUAUGGAAGUAUGCAAACAUGUCCAUGAUAUCUUAUUUGAUUUUUUCGGAGGCUUCUCUCUAUAUUUUGUAAAUAUUUUUGUUCUUCCAGAUAUUCACUGUAUAUAAAGAAAAAUAAAAUGGUUAAUGAAAAUAUAUUUUAAUUUAUUUAUUUACUGAUA
This is a messenger RNA of Brassica napus (rape), 2806 nucleotides long. RefSeq lists its product as uncharacterized. The record is from RefSeq and is a predicted model, not a curated record. Gene Ontology annotation, cellular component: RNA polymerase III complex. Bases 1 to 429 code for a protein of 142 amino acids. Gene Ontology annotation, molecular function: nucleotide binding. Gene Ontology annotation, biological process: transcription initiation at RNA polymerase III promoter. The transcript is spliced from 6 exons. Lineage: Eukaryota; Viridiplantae; Streptophyta; Magnoliopsida; Brassicales; Brassicaceae.